This is a messenger RNA of Panicum virgatum (switchgrass), 4127 nucleotides long. RefSeq names its product bHLH transcription factor RHL1-like. The record is from RefSeq and is a predicted model, not a curated record. Gene Ontology annotation, biological process: regulation of transcription by RNA polymerase II. Gene Ontology annotation, molecular function: protein dimerization activity; RNA polymerase II cis-regulatory region sequence-specific DNA binding; DNA-binding transcription factor activity, RNA polymerase II-specific. Lineage: Eukaryota; Viridiplantae; Streptophyta; Magnoliopsida; Poales; Poaceae. Gene Ontology annotation, cellular component: nucleus. The transcript has 7 exons. Bases 2353 to 3963 code for a protein of 536 amino acids.
AUGGGUACUCCCUCUGUCCUGAAAUGUAAGACAUUUUGGUUUGUCCUAAGUCAAACUGUUCCAAGUUUGACCAAGUUUAUAGAAAAAAGUAAUAACAUUUUGAAUGUCAAAUGAGAAUAAUUAUAUCCAUUAUGAAAUAUACUUUCUUAAUUUACUUAUUUGAUAUGUUAGAUGUUAGUAUUCUUCUCUAUAAAUUUGGUCAAACUUAGACCACUUUGACUUAGGACAAAGCAAAAUGCCUUACAUUUCAGGACGGAGGGAGUAAUCAACCUUGAUGCACCAAAUGGACUUACCAAAUAAACCACCAUCAUUGUCCCAUGAUAUUUACUAGCCGUAAAAUGCAUAAGUUACGGGUACUCAUAUUUUUUUGCUUUAUAUUUGAUCUGUUGUGAUCUUAAACCCUUUUUUUUUUGCUGUGCUUGCUAAUUCAUAUUGCAGCAAUUUAAGUAUUCUGAUUCCUAUAGAAUGUUAGCACUCAAGCCAUUCAUGUUCUUUUAGAAAGUGCUCCGGUCCCUGUCUUCAUGUUCUUUGUGGUACUACAUUUUCCUUCCCCGAAAGGGCUGGUUUCUUCUUGGAUUUGUGCCCUCUUUAUUGUGCAAAUAUACUUGCAGCAUUCACUAGAAACAUGGACGUCCAUGGAUGACAUUUCUCUCCAUUCCAUUAUAGUAUAGACAGGACAUUAAUCUCCUCUAUCAUCUCCAUCCAUGGCUGUUGGGGAGUUCGGGUGCAGGCAGAUUAAACUAAUCCAGGGGCCAUUAAUGUUGCAACCAGAUUUGAUUAGUGCAGUUAAUGCGGGGAUUGACUGACCUAAACCCUGCCACUGCUUCUCCACUGAUCCGUCCAUUCCCCUUGGAUCUUCAGCUCUGCAAGAGGAAUGUGUCAGCAGUUAAUUGCUCCCUGCUGACUUCGUGCCACCCCCGUGUACGCUUCUUUUUCUAGACGAGGGAGGAGAGAAUAAAACUGUGCGAUCGUGCGCUCUUCUUAGCCCCUUGUCAACGGAUUAUCUGAUCCUAAAUAAUCAUACACACUAAGUGGGUAGCCUUGACCAAUUCUGCAUCAUGCUAUCUUUAUUCUUUUUACUACAUCUUGUGUCUAUGCUUUUGCUAUCAUGAUUUUUUAUGAUCCGCAGUGGAGGAGAAUUGAGUCGUCUGUCUCUUGCACAAAAGGCAGCAUGGGCAAAAGAACAUAGAUGAAUCAACAACUAAAAAAAUGCUGGUAGAAGUGUUUAUGUAGGAAUUGACAUAACUGUGGUGUUGAUGUAUAGUGAUUAUUACUGCUAUGAGAUAAUCCAUGGAAAAAUAUUCUAAGAGAUGGAUUGGGUAACUAUUAGAAGAAGUUCUAAGAGAUUAAUUGGGAACUGUCUCUAAUACUGUGUCUCAUAUGAAAGCUUUAGCUGCAGAUGAACCUUGAAGUCCCAGUGUGUUCACCUCUAGCAUCAGUGCUCUGCAAAAUAACAAUAGUUAGCUUGUACCAGUACGAACCUCUUUCGUAGUUACUGUUAAGUAUUAAUCUUAUAUCUGCAAAAGCCGGUGCGUAAAGCUGAUACUGAUCUUAAUCUUUUCUAUUUUGAGCAGUUAUUAACUUGAUCUUAUUUGUCUUUACCUUUUACAAGUUGCAGGGUCUUCUCAAUCAGCCAGACCUUUUUCUCACUUUACCAAAGCAUCUGAUAGCAUUUUGCUAUGCAAAGUCAUAGGAUCCUCAUUACUAGUAAGCUGGCAGUAAAUAAUCAUAUCGCAUUACCAGAUAGAAAACCCGCACUUUGUGCUGUUUUUUAGUUAAAAGAACAUCAGACAUGGCUCGUAGUGGGGCGCCAGAAUAAUCCCGGAUUCCCGGUGGUUAAUGACCCUGUUCUUCCUUGAUGUUUUCUUAAUCAGUCUAAUCCUGACUCUGAAUCUUUUGCCCUACUGAUAACUGCAUUUACCUGUCGAUCUCCCAUCGGAUGCCAUUUUGUCAUAUGGGUCGUUUACUCUUCGCAGUCCGCACGCGCACACGGUGCUGAGCCUGAGACUCUGAGAGCACGUGCGUGUCGUAACUUCUUGCCUUGUCCAGUCUCCAAUGUGUAUGUUGCCGCACGUGUGCAGCCCAGAACUGCAGCCUGAACUGGGAGAGGUCGAACUGCAUGAGCUCUGAACAAUCACCGUUCAGCUGUGACAUUAUGAGAACGUGAGCAUAAUGAUCAAGAUCAUGCAGAAUAGAACAGAAGAUGUUUAAAUUGUAGUGUCUAGUUUCGUUAAGGCUCGCUCUAGAACACUUUUUUUUUCAAAUUUUGCUGGAAUUGCACAUAUUCUUGCAAAGUUCCUGUAAGUUUUGGAAAAUGGUAGAGAUCUUCAGGUUUGGUUGCGGAGAGAACGAAUGUGUGCCAAGAUUGUCCCACACGAACUUGCUCGACCUCGCUUCCAAUAUUUGAAUAUUCUUAUGGAUUCUCACAAGUUUACGUGGCUGAAUUCCAGUUUCGGUUCGCCUAACAAAUUAAAUCUAAAAUGCCAAUGUGUCGCAGGAACAAAGCUCAGUUUUGUUUUUUUUUUCAAAAAAAAACUAAAAUUGGCAGACCCUGUUAUAAAACCGCGCGAAUCGCGAGCUCCCCAUCCCUCCCUCCUUCCUCCCACCCUGCAUUUCCGAAGCUCAUUUACUCAGCUCCGUCACCGAGACCACGCAGCGGCAUCAAUCAGCGCCAUGCAGCCGAGCGGCCGCGAGAUGGCCGGCGGCGAGGGCGGGCCGCAGCAGGCCGACGACUUCUUCGACCAGAUGCUCUCCACGCUGCCGUCGGCGUGGGCGGACCUGGGCGCCGGGGGCACCAAGUCGCCCUGGGAGCUCUCCGAAGGCGCCGAGGACGCCGCCGUGCAGGCCGCCUUCGGCGACGACUCGUCGGCGCUGCUCGUGUCGCGCCUCCGGCAGCACCAGAUCGGCGGCGACGUCAAGUCGCCGUCCUCCUCCUCCCCGGUCAUGCUGCAGCUCAGCGACCUGCACCGCCACGGCGGCGGCCUGGCGGGCGCCGGGGCCGAGGAGAGCGCCGGGUUCUCCCCGCUGCCGCUGUUCACAGACCGGUCGGCGCCGGCGCGGGAGGAGAUGGAGGGCGGCUUCAGGUCGCCCAACUCCGCCGGAGGCGACCACUCCCUGUUCAACGGGUUCGGGAUGCACGGCGCGGCCGCCGUGCAGCCACAAUUUGGCCAGGGAGGAGGAUCGGUGUCGCCUCAGAGCCUGGGAGGACCGGCGGUGAGCGGCGGCGCGACAACACCCGCUGGCGGCGCAGCACCGCCGCGGCAGGUCCGGCAGCGGGCGAGGAGAGGGCAAGCCACCGACCCCCACAGCAUAGCGGAACGUCUCCGGAGGGAGAGGAUCGCGGAGCGGAUGAAGUCGCUGCAGGAGCUGGUCCCGAACGCCAACAAGACGGACAAGGCGUCGAUGCUGGACGAGAUCAUCGACUACGUGAAGUUCCUGCAGCUCCAAGUAAAGGUUCUGAGUAUGAGCCGGCUGGGCGGCGCGGCCGGCUUGGCACCCCUGGUUGCAAGCAUGUCCUCGGAGGCCAAUAGCAACGGAGGCGGCAGCAACAGCGGCGGCGGCGGUGCAAAGGGCAGCGCUGCCACCAAGGCCAAUGGCAGCGGCGGCGGCGAGAACGGCGGGUUGCGCGUGGCGGAGAACCAGGUGGCGAAGAUGAUGGAGGAGGACAUGGGCACGGCCAUGCAGUACCUGCAGGGAAAAGGCCUGUGCCUGAUGCCCAUCUCCCUGGCGUCCGCCAUCUCCUCCGCCACCUCCUCCACGUCGCUCCUCUCCCGCCCGCCGCCGGUCCUCCGCCACCCCGCCGCCUCCGCCAGCCCCGCCCCUCCCGGCCAACUGCACGACGGCAGCAACGGUUUCGCCGCCGCCAACGCGGCGACGUCCCCGGCGUCCGCUAGCAGCGCCGGAGGAGGCGGCGACGAUCCCCGAUCCACCAAGGACGCCGUCUGUGGCGGCGGUAAGCAGUGACCGCCCGGUGGGGGGAUCGUCGGAGGAUCCUGGCCGGGCGACAAACCGACAACUGUGCUGUAUCAAACAAAGGGUGUAACUAGGAUCAUGUGACGUCGUACAUCCUGUCAUGACAUCAUAUACCUUCGUUUCCCCUCCAAUAUAAGUAUUUCCCAUUGCCCUUU